CUGUCCAUGGCGGAGUCCAUCGUAUCGCGCGGCCAGCAGCUCGAGGCGGCGGUGGACCGCUUACCAGACUGGUACUUCGCCGCAGCUCAGGUCCUACCAUCCCCGAUCAAGGUCAACAACAACAGUAGCCUCUUCCCCACGUUGGGUCCCGUAUGCGAGACCGAAGAUAAGCCGCAGCCGCUGGACGAGGACGACAUACAAAAGCCCCGGGACCCUCCGUCCAACGCCACCAUGACCUGCACAGAAGACGAGCUCGAGAUCGAGAAGCUCAACGCAGCCAGGCGGCAACAGUCAGACGCAACACAACAGAUCAGGCAACAGGAGCUAGGCCAGUCAACGGCCUCCAGUCGACGCUCCACCGCGUCGUCCUCAAGCGCGUGCUCGGACCUCGUGCUCUCAGGAUUCUCCAUGCGGGGUAGGGAGAAGAAGGUCAUGUACCACAUUGACGUGGUGGACCACGACGCCCCUCUACAGACAUACACCAUCCGUCGCAGCUACUCGGACUUCAAGGACCUCCACUUUCAGCUGACUGAGAUUCUCGAGAACCGGCAGGCGUAUUACCGCAGCAAAGCGGUGACGAGACUGGCCAGAGGUGCAACCCCUGCACCGACUGACCCCAUGACACACGAGGAAAAGCUUGAGCGCGCCAUCACGGCUUUCACGCUGCCCCCUUUGCCUCACGCGGGCUUCCUCACAUUCUGGAAACGACACGACCGAUCGCACUUGCAAUCAAGAUGCGAUAGUUUUCAGGAGUUACUGCGAGCAGUGCAACAAAUGGCGUUUCUGCGUGAAUCCUUUGCCAUGCAGAAGUUCCUUAGCGUCGCGCCCUGCGCGAUCCGAGAGCGAGGUUCCUCCUAUGUCUCGCUCUGCGAAUACAGCGUACCUACACUGAACCCAGAGGAGGAGCAGAGGGAGCGGAAGCGACGAGCACAACAGUACCGCCGUAAUAGCAGCUCCAGUAACCACUCGACACGCAUGGUGGAGUAUUGAGAACCGUCGAGCGACAGAUCCAGUCUUAGUUUCUUUUUCGACACCGUGUAGUAAUUGAGCGUGAGCCGAACAGGGUGUGACAAAAGUUAGCUGUAACGUACGAGAACAACAUGAGAAUCGUGCAAUGU
Molecule: messenger RNA, 1118 nt
Organism: Phytophthora infestans T30-4
Lineage: Eukaryota; Oomycota; Peronosporomycetes; Peronosporales; Peronosporaceae
Exons: 1
Coding region: 7-990 (327 amino acids)
Molecular function (GO): phosphatidylinositol binding
Source: RefSeq, a predicted model, not a curated record